AUGUGGAAAAUAAUAAUAGUUGUAGCCACCCUAUCUGCGGUGGAAAGCAGCCCCGUUGAGAACGGCGUCGCGGAGAAUUUCGUGGGUGCCGUUUCUGAGUGCAUCGACAGCGACACGUCAUUGUGUUUGAAGGAAAAAGCGUAUCGGCUGACUGAGAGGCUGGCCAUCGCUAAGGAAUUAGAUAUUUUCGACGGUAUCAGUUUAAUUAACACGGGCACGGCCCGUUCUUCACGAAGCUACGAACACUUGGCUGAAGACCCGAAGACGCGAGAGACACAGUUAGAAGAGAGAAUUGUCAACAACGUUGGAGAUUUCUUAGACAAUCAUGUACUGCAGUUACGUCUGUCAGAAGACUCCGAAGGCGGUCGGGAUUUAGAUGGAGAAGCUCGCGGAAAAAAGAAGAAGAAGAUAAAGCAGCUUUUGCCUCUCCUUCUCCUCCUGAAGGUCAAACUGGCUGCACUUGUCCCGCUGUUCCUUGGUAUCAUAGCAUUCGUUGCUGUUAAAGCAGUCUUCUUAGGAAAGAUUGCUUUUGCUAUGAACGCCUUCAACCUCAUAAGGAGACUGUUGAAUAAGAACCAGUCGUCAGGAGUCAUAUCCUAUGCUGCCUCGCCCCAACAUCAGGAAGAACACCCUGGCUACUCUUAUGAACCCGCGGGUGGUUGGAGCAGAAAAGUGAACGAUGCCCAAUCAUUAGCUUAUGGUGGACAAUUAGGACAU
Molecule: messenger RNA, 717 nt
Organism: Iphiclides podalirius (scarce swallowtail)
Lineage: Eukaryota; Metazoa; Arthropoda; Insecta; Lepidoptera; Papilionidae
Source: the annotation of a GenBank genome assembly